AUGAGUCAAGGAUCUUCUAGCCCGCGCGAGCAGCAUAAAUCUCCAGGUAGUCUCACCUGCAACAAGGGGAGGAUACGCGCCUUGAUCCAGACAAGUGACGGAGAGAGACACUAUUUCACCGGCACCGUGAGCACUGAUCUACGUCUCAUAGUCAACGGUGCUCAUGUGCAGUACUUCGAUCUCGCCGAAGAUAAGCCAUACUGCCAAGAGCUCAAGGCAUUGAUUGGUCCCCUUCACGCUAACUUCUGGUGGCAAGGAGGAGCUAUACACCUGUCUGGAAAAUUGUUGCACCGCAUUGAUGAUACAAUCGAAAUAACCGGAGAAGGGUGGUGGGGCGAUAUCGACAACAAGGAGUAUGAGGAGAAUGGCGAGGAGCGUUACAGUGAUGAGAGCGACGAUCCGAGAGCAUGA
This is a messenger RNA of Penicillium egyptiacum, 411 nucleotides long. The record is from the annotation of a GenBank genome assembly. Lineage: Eukaryota; Fungi; Ascomycota; Eurotiomycetes; Eurotiales; Aspergillaceae.